CUUUCUUACGGCGGUUUUGUCGGGGAUUAACCCUUUUAUAGUUUGUUUACAAAAUCUAAAUCAUAAAUUGUCUAUAUAAUAACUUUUAUACGUGAAAAUCAUGAGUUUUAAAGAAGUGAACAGUGAACAUCGCCAGGAUUGGCAGAUGACAUCAACUGGUGUUGGACACCAUUACAGACCAGGUUAUUACUUUCCAAGCUCGCAAUUCCAGACUGAAUUGUACCAACCACUGCCUCCUGGUCUAGCUAAGCAAGAUGAAAUGACCCGAGACCAUCAUUACGAAACCACUACAGGAAAAACACAUGAUAGUAAAUAUGCCAAAGGAAGUCCUUAUCAGAAUCCUUUAUACAAGAAACCACCUGGUCAUUGGAAGGUUGACUAUGUAAAGGACUUAGCAGAAAAGCUUGGCAAAGGAGGAUGGCGAAAGCCGCUAACAAUGGGUAAUCAAAAAUCUGAGACAAAAGAGUGUUAUUCAGCACCCCCUGGCAUCCGGGAGAAGUACCAUUUUGAUGACACAGCAGGAUUGAAUUUGCCUCAGUCAUACAGCCUUAAUGAUCAUCACCGUGAAGGCCCCUCAAAGUACGGCCAAGCCACUACCCAGAACCCCAAACUACAAGGGGCUCCGUUUUAUGUCCGAGACAAGGGAAUCCUACGACAACUUGACCCUUACUUAUCAACAACACAACAAGAUCAUCGGUCAUUUACAGCUAAUGAGCUCAAACGUUAUCCGAAAAAGGACAUUGCGACAUACUGGGAGUGUGAGGAAUAUCCUAAAGCCUGGGGACAUGGCCAGAAACACAAUCCUCUUCCUAAAGACACCAUCCCACGAGAACCAUUACCAAUGGUUGACCCUAUUUGGUUUAAGACCAGGACCAAGGUUCCUCGAGCUCCCAAGCCUAUGAUCCCAGUCCCUCAUGCUGGUCUCAAAUCUCUUUAUGCCGAGUCCUUCAUGCAACCCUCAGAUGUGAAAGCAAAGGAAAACCAAUUCUGCCCAGUGGACACCCCAUGGACAUUACCUCCUCCAGGAUCUAAAUCUGCAAUGACUGCUCCCAAGAUGUACAACACAGAGUACCAGCAUGUAGGCAGUAACAAGCCUAUAAUGGUGUGAUAACAUUAGUAUUCCUGGAUGUUUGUGGACAAUAAAAGACAGAAGAUCAAUUAAAUGUGGGAAUAGA
This is a messenger RNA of Ylistrum balloti, 1175 nucleotides long. Its product is annotated as stabilizer of axonemal microtubules 3-like. Lineage: Eukaryota; Metazoa; Mollusca; Bivalvia; Pectinida; Pectinidae. Bases 101 to 1108 code for a protein of 335 amino acids. The transcript is spliced from 6 exons. The record is from RefSeq and is a predicted model, not a curated record.